AUGGAGAAAAGAUUCGAUGUGUUCUUAUGGUGGCUUGUGUUCUUAGGCUUUUGCCAUCACAUUAGUUUGGUCAUUGGGAUCAUUGAUGCAAGAAUGUUAGAGGAUCAUAAGAAUAUUGAUUUUGAAAGGAAGGAUAAUGCACAAAAUGGUAUUACAAAAACGAGCUAUACCAUGCAUAGUGCUUAUGGUGGGGAUCCUAAACCUAGCUAUGGCGGUGGAGGUGAUGGUUACGGGGGAGGAGGAGGUGGUGGCGGUGGCUUCAGAGGAGGUUCUGGUGGUGGAUUUGGAGGUGGUGGUGGGUUUGGUGGAGGUUGCGGUGGCAAUUGUGGUGGAGGUUGCCCAGGUGGUUGUGGUGGAGGUGGCGGUGGUUUUGGCGCAGGUGGUGGCUUUGAUGGGAGUGGUGGGAGUGGCAUGGGCGAUGGUGGUCAUGGUUAUGGGGGUGGAGUUGGUAGUGGUGGCAAGUCUGGCAACUAUGGAUAUGGUCAUCCUGGACCUGGUCAUGUAUAUGGUCCUGGUUCUAGAUGGGACGCUACACGCACCAGGACUAAAAUCCAUCACUAG
Molecule: messenger RNA, 561 nt
Organism: Chenopodium quinoa (quinoa)
Lineage: Eukaryota; Viridiplantae; Streptophyta; Magnoliopsida; Caryophyllales; Amaranthaceae
Product: ctenidin-1-like
Exons: 1
Coding region: 1-561 (186 amino acids)
Source: RefSeq, a predicted model, not a curated record